GAAAAUUCAAGUUUCGACGAAUUGCUAUGAAUUGCUAUAUGUUUAUCUAAUUUUCGUUGGGAGAAAUUCAUCAUUACUGUGAUGGCAAAGUGGAUUUCGCUGGAUGGAAUCGGACCAGAAGACGUUUUUCGAAGGAAUUAGCUGAAAUCGGAAGCGAAUUUGAUCAAGGAGAAAGAAUUUGUUCCGAGAAUGGCCGUCUUGGCUUUGGUUGUGUUGGUGUAUGCGACGAGCAUUAAAUAAUGUGUGUUGUCUAUAUAAUAUGAUAUGCACUAUGUUUUGAAAUAUUGCUGCGUUCCAAUGCGGUGGCUGAGUCACCGGAGUUCGCUGAGCCGAUUUCUUUUCCUGCAUGUAUUUACUGAAGAAGAGGAGCAGCAAGUUGUUGGUUAGUACCUUUUAUCACUACAUUCUUCACGAAGUCGUUCGGAAUCGGAAAAUCAAAUAAGAACGCCGCUCAAGAACGACGGUAUUGCGAUGCGACUGCACGGCGUCGUCGUCGUCGUCGUCGUCGGCAGUGACUUUGAAACGGCACAAGUGAAAACGGGUGCUAGCCAGUAGAAAUUUGCUUUUAUCCUCGAUUGACCUUGGCAUUUCUGUAGCGGCGCUAAGAGAAAAGAUAAAUUAAUUUUGUUUUUGCUGGCAUCAGUUCAUGGUAUCGAAUGUUGGCCAUUGAGGGAAAUCGAUACUCUGUGGCCAGAGGUAUAGGAUAUGACUACAUUGAGGGUCUUUGGGUGGUUGCUAAACGUCAAGAUUCUGAUUCGUAGGUGCUUGAUAGGAGAACUUAAAAAUGAAGAACUCAGUAAACAAGAACAAUACUUAACGAGAAUUCUUUGAAUUUGUUGCUAAAAAUAACUCUUCAAUUAAAUAUCCCAAACAACUCUUAAUGUGGGCAUGUAAAUGAACAAUCAUUGAACUGUGUGCGAUUGUUUUUGUUUUGAAAUUCCAACCUGCCUUGCUUGUUUUCAACUUAUAUCAGUCUAGGCAGGAGUUGGGUUGGAUAUGGACAUCAUCAAACGGCACGACUGUAUUGAUUUAUGGCAUAACGCUAAUUUUUGUUUGUUCUUUUCAAUCACAGGAAAAAGUGAUUUAUCGUGUGCUAGCUGCUACAAUGCAAUAGAAAAAGACGAAUACAUUGCCGCACUCGGACAGGAAUGGCACGCUGACUGCUUCAGGUGCUCAGUGUGCGAUAGUCAUCUUUCGAGCUGGUAUUUCGAGAAGGAGGGUUUGCUGUUCUGCAAGGAUGACUACUGGGCAAAGUAUGGCGAAUGUUGCCAACAGUGUGGUCAGGUGAUUUCCGGUCCUGUUAUGGUUGCUGGAGAUCACAAAUUUCAUCCGGAGUGCUUUUGCUGUGACUCGUGUAAGAUUUUUAUUGGUGACAGAGAGGCAUAUGCGCUCAUAGAACGAUCCAAGCUGUUUUGUGGACAAUGCUACAAGAGGCAGUUUAAGGAUACCUCAAAACCGGUACGACAAAUUUCAGGCAGUGCCAUGACAAAUGAAACCGAUGGUGCAUCGAAGAAGACCCCGCACUCUAUUCGGCUAGUAGAGAUUCCGUGGUCCAAUGUUAAGAAGGAUGGUAUUCGCCUAUCGGUGGAGGAACACCUUUAUGGCCUUCCAGCGCAUUCCGCCGCGGGAUGCAAAGGAGUUCGAAUCUCGGAGGUGUUCUGCACUUUCUAUGGGCAGGUUGGAAAAUACAUUUUCUCAUGUGUAUCUACUGCCCUAGACGCUUGUUGCGGGGUGCUACAUUGUAGAAUUGAUCUUACAUCCGAUCUGAUGUCCCUGCAUAUCGGAGACAAAAUUCUCGAAGUAAACGGUACACCAGUCAGAGAUGCUCCUCUUGAAAACGUGGAACAGUUAAUUCAAAACUCCGGCAAAGUUCUUCAGCUGACAGUGGAACACGAUCCAGAAGUAGUUGAUCGAUGUCAUUUGAGUCGGAAGAACGCCACCGACGAACAGCAAGUAGUGGCAUCGAUGGAUGCCAACUGUAACAGUACCGGCCUCACCGUCGAUAACAACGUGCUCAAAGAACGUUCUCCCUCGCCAAAUAAGUACGAUAAGGAAAGAAUUUUCAAGAAAAAAGACGAAGGUUACAUAAGUGGUACUUCGCGAAAGCUACAAAAGCGUCUGAAAGACGUAAACUGUAACAAUGCUUCAAACAGUCUUAAAGAAAAGGAGCGAAGUUCCAGUAUGUCCAAACUGCUGGACGAGUACCAGCAACAUCAUCACAGUGGAGAUUUCUACGAUCUGUCUCGUACCAAAUCCUUCAGGGUUGAGCAGAAAGCAGCUCGAAUUUUCCGGGCAUCGGAUCUCGUGCAGGGAGAAUUGCUGGGGAAAGGUUUCUUCGGUCAGGUGUUUAAGGUGACGCACCGGGUGACACAAGAAGUGAUGGUACUGAAAGAACUAUACCGAGUGGAUGAAGAAGCGCAAACAAAUUUCCUUAAAGAAGUAGCCGUACUGCGGUCUCUAUCGCAUCACAAUGUAUUGCGCUUCAUAGGAGUGCUGUACAAAGAUAAGAAGCUACACUUGGUGACGGAAUUCAUACCGGGCGGUUCACUAAAAGAACUGAUUCAUGAUUCCGGCCUUCCUCUGCCGUGGGGACAGAGAAUUAGCUUUGCUCGGGAUAUCUCCUGUGGUAUGAGUUACCUACAUUCCAUGAAUAUUAUACAUCGGGACCUGAACUCGCUCAAUUGCCUCGUACGGGAAGAUAGGACGGUGAUCGUGGCCGAUUUUGGAUUAGCACGAAUCAUCAAGCAGCCUUUCAGCACAGCGUUCGAAAAGUGUUCGCAAACUAACGGAACUGGAACCAUCGGUCGACGUGGAAGGCCUCGCCGUCAACGCUAUACCGUUGUAGGAAAUCCUUAUUGGAUGGCUCCGGAAAUGAUGCGAGGGAAUAAGUACGACGAAAAAGUCGAUAUCUUUUCCUUUGGUAUCAUGCUUUGCGAGAUCAUAGGGCGAGUGCAGGCUGACCCUGACUUUUUGCCGAGGACUUCGGAUUUUGGACUGAAUCAAGCAGUUUUUAAGGAGAAGUUUUGCGACCAAUGUCCAGAACCUUUCUAUAAGAUUGCAUUUUUGUGCUGUGACUUGAAUCCUGAUAAACGGCCUCCAUUCGAUAUAUUGGAAGUGUGGCUCGAAAGCAUGGCUCGGAAUGCUGCUCUCGGCAAACCUCUUCCUUCGGAUGUCGCAUACGAAAUUUAUCACUACAAGGGCCAGAAGAGCAACGACUCGAGCAUGUGUACAACUCCGGAUGGCCUAGCAACGCCACCACCUUCGGGCGUAAAACCAUCACUGAGUCGCAAGAGAAUCAACGAAGGUAUGGUAGAAGAGAAAGAAAAUUGUGAAAAGACGGUACGACCCACCGAUGGUGGUGUCGAUAUGGUAGACUGUGCAAGAUCUUCUAAUGGAGUUCGGGCAACGAAAGACAACAUGGAAAACAAUAACAUUACCAAUAGCGAUAGCACUAGUAGUAAUAGCGUAAAUGCAAGCGGUUUCAUUUUAGGCGGUACGGAAAUACCGAGGUCGCCACAUUUGAGUAAGGAUUUUUCUCCCAAUGGGGAUCGGAUUCGGGAUAGCAUAAGGGCACGACGAAGACAGCGGAUGAUACUUAACAGGGAAAAUCAGCGGAAAUCUUUGGAUUCGAGUAAUUUGGGUCUAAAACUAAGCGGUAUGGAUUCAGUGGUUCAUGCGGAUUCGAGUGUUUCGGAACCAACCAGUUUGAUUCAGAUUGAUCCAAAUGCACUGAAGCAACCUCCUUCGACGGAGGACGUUUUGAAUUCGGUAAAGGAUACUCUGGAAAAGAAUCCUGGUCUAGCGAGGAGGUGCGAUGAGUCACCUAGGACGAAACGUUACGGGGAGAAGGGUUUCAUUAUUCACGUAAACAAUGGCAAUUUAACAUUAAAUAACGUAAAAGACUUGGAAGGUUGCUCAGAUUUUGACUCGAGUUGUGACACUAGUUUAAAUUAUAUUGAUCUGAACGGCAGCAGCGUAAAUGCUAGUUUGUUACCUGCUGUAGAAAAUGACGAUAUGGUAAGAACGAGGGAACCGCAGGAUAUUUGGUCAGUGCCGGUGGUUAAAGUUUCCCCAGAAUCAGCAACUGCACAUGUUGCUGUAAACUUAGAAGCACAGAAAAUAACGAACAAAUGUGCUCUGGAAGAUCUUAGAACACAGUUGAGUAUGUGUAGGAAAGACGAUUUAGAAAAGCAGCAAUCUGAGAAAGAAAACGUUAAAGUAGCGGUAGUAGCUGAAACUAAAGACGCGAAAAGUAGUAGGAUGUUCAGUAAAAUUAACCCGCUUGCAACUAUUCUAGGAGGUAAGAACAGUUCGCCGGAGAAGGAAAGAUCUAAGAGUCCAAUAAAACCCAAUAAAUAUACAUCGAAGCUAUUCCGUGUUAGUGAUACGCCAAUAUUUGAGCGACGUAAUAUUAGUUCUCCAGUUCCUCCACCAAUGAAACGUAGCGACUCAGGUGAUCAGAUUAAGCCGCCAAAAUCUUCAAGUCAAGAAAAACCUAUGUUCGCUUCGAAGCAAAAAGUUUCACCAACUUCUGAUCUAAAGCCCCAGUCUAGUUUCGGUGAGAGUACUCCGACCUCGAGUGGUAAUAGCUAUGCCAUUAGUAAGCUUAAAGCCUCUAGAAAUAUCUUUUCCGACAAAAAUCUUCCUCAAGUGUUUGUCUACAAAACCAAAAAGACACCAACCGCAACGGCCCACGUUGCAUCUGAUGCCAUAUGUACAAGUAGCUCUAGUACCAUUACUAGUAGUAAGUCGAAAUCGUUAGCGGUAACAGUAGAAAAGCCGCCCACGAACAAGAAGCCACCGAUUGCCGGUGGCGCCACUAGUAGUGGCAAUAGUAUACUUAGUUUAAAUAAGAAUCGCACUUUUCGACCGACGGAGAGUAGCUCGACAAGGCAUUCCAGGCGUCAGCACUUGGACAAACCGGUCGAAAAAUAUGUGGCCUUAUCGUCAUCCCUUAGUGGAAGUGGUAGCAACUCUCGCACCGAGUCUCCUUCGCCUACCUGUGGUGUUAGUGGUGCUCAGAGUCGAGUACGAACGCCUAACAACCGCACCGGGAUACUUUCACCUGAAAGCAUCCGGAAGCUUAAUGCCAGACUAUUAGAAACUCGCAAACUGUCCAAUGAAAGUGAGGCAAGUGCUAGUAAUUCUUUGAUUAAAAGUAGAAUUACAGGGCACGGUGGAAAAUCCACGGGGGCGCACAAAGGAGAGGCUCAUCAUGAGAAUAAAAGUCGGUCAGUUGUGAAAACCAAAAGAGGUGAAAUCAAAGCGGCAGCUAUAUGAGCUUGUCUGUUGGAUUUUGAAAUCUUUGCUUUUUUCUUGUCCCAAAAUAUCUAACAUUAAAAAUUAAAAAUUUAUCGGAAAAGAAUGCCCGCACCCUCUACAAUCGAUACAUUACCGAACUGGUUUCCCUUGAUUCUAGUUUGCCUUCACAUGUUGUUUUCUCAUUACUCAGGGGGGCACUCGUGAUUGACUAGUAAUUUGUGAGAAAUUGACAUAUGUUUCAAAAGCUACAGGUUCAUACUAGAAAAUGUGAUCAUGUACAAAAGCAAGAUUGGUUAAUUGGGGUCUACAGCGUUUGACAUACGACCGUUUGGCAUACAGUCGUUUGGAAUACUUCGGUUGGCAUACAGUCGGCUGGCAUAAUAGUCGUUUGGUAUAACAGUCGUUUCAAACGACUCGUUUGGCAUAUUGCCGUGUUAUUAUAACAUUGUACAACAAUAAUAGUAAAUUUAGAUAGUUUUUGGCAUCUUACAAAAAAAAAAAAAACAUAGCUUAUUUUUGCUUAAUCAUUAAUACAAACGGCGGUAUCACGUUUAUGGGGAUGCCAUUUCCCGAAGUAACAUAUCCCGAAAUGAUACAUUUUCCCGUAUGCCAUUUCCCGAAAUGAUACAUUCUCCGGAAUUUCUUUUUCCAGAAUGAGCAAUUCUUUAUUGAAAUCGUCCAAAGAAAAAAUAUUUAGGGCUAAUAUCUAAUGUUGGGCCUACUAAGCACAACCCACAUUUUACCUGUCUAUUUCAUGCGGAUUAUUACACAAAAUGGGAUGUUGCCACUAAAGAUGUUUUCAAAAUUUACUCUUUCCAUACAUACUUUAUACCGUUAGAUUUGAUCAAGAGUCACAAAUGGUCGAGAUAUUGUCAAAAAUCUAACACCCUUUCUUGAUUUCAAACUCGGCUUAUGAAUUCUGAUUGCGUCCUAACGCAUUUAAACACAAUUGAAUUCACUUUGGCGUACGUUUGA
Ochlerotatus camptorhynchus is the source of this 6237-nucleotide messenger RNA. RefSeq names its product LIM domain kinase 1 (gene LIMK1). Gene Ontology annotation, cellular component: cytoplasm; nucleus. The record is from RefSeq and is a predicted model, not a curated record. NCBI's taxonomy places the organism in Eukaryota, Metazoa, Arthropoda, Insecta, Diptera, Culicidae. Gene Ontology annotation, biological process: actin cytoskeleton organization; protein phosphorylation. The transcript is spliced from 8 exons. Gene Ontology annotation, molecular function: protein serine/threonine kinase activity; protein binding; ATP binding. Bases 997 to 5280 code for a protein of 1427 amino acids.